CACUGAAUUGAAAAGAAAAGAGUUGACCAAAAAAAGAGUGAAGAAGACGCAGUCGCUUCACUGAAGUUGGGUUUCUUCCACGGAACAGUGUCGGAAUCCAUUGCUAUGUCUCUUCAUUUCCAGGUUUUUCCAUCUGGGCAAAAAAAGAAAGAAAUUUACGAUGACAUUGUAGUUACAGUUAUACUCUCUCCAUAGCAAAUCUGUAAGCUCCUCAAUCCAUCGAUGCUUCGUCUAAACACCUUCUUGUAUCUGUUUCUGGGUUUUGUCUCCAUCCAUCUAAUGGAGACUGCGUCUGUAUGAGAGAAAAAAAGUCAGUUCCUUUGCUGUUUUGAGUGAUCCGAGCUGCAAUGAGAAUACUCAGUCGAUUGGAGAGAUUUGACAUCCGCAGAUUGCUGUCGGGCAUGAUCGUUACCGUUGGUUUAAUUGUUCUACUUGUUCUGUGUUUCGGUAUCCCCUGUCGCAAUGCUUUUUGCUCGUCUCCGGUUAAGGUUUCAGGAAUUGUAGCUAAUCCCAGCGAAGUGGUUAAAACAAAGAUGAAUCACUCUAGUGAGUAUGAAGAGGGGACAAGAAACAAUGAUUCCUCUAGAGAAAAUGUUGUUGCAAUCAGCAAUGUAAAAGUAGAGCUUAAUGCAUCUCUUAUCCCUUCACCAAAUGUAUCACUGGGGAAGCCUGAAAUGGCGGUUGAUAGUUCGGUUUUGGUUAGGAGUAAUGAUGAUAGUAGAGAAAGUAAUGUUUUGCCUAUUAUGAGAAGACAUAAGCAAGUGGCUGCUACAGUCUCGAUAUCUCAGAUGAACUCAUUGCUGAUCCAAAGUCUCCCUUCUUCUCAUUCCCCUAAGCCUCGUUGGUCAUCUGCUCGAGACUCUGAAAUGCUCUCUGCCAAAUCCGAGAUUGAGAAUGCUUCUGUUGUUCAUGAGUCUCUUGGACUCGAUGCUUCCAUUUAUCGAAAUAUCUCCAAGUUCCUAAGGAGUUACGACUUGAUGGAGAGGAAACUUAGAGUUUAUGUGUAUAAGGAAGGAAAGAAACCUAUAUUCCAUAGGCCAAUGCCUCGAGGAAUUUACGCUUCAGAAGGUUGGUUCAUGAAACUCAUGGAAAGCAACAAGAAGUUUCUCGUAAAAGACCCGAGGAAGGCUCAUUUGUUCUACAUACCUGUCAGCAUUAAAGCUCUCAGGACCUCUCUGGGACAGGACUUUCAGACACCAAAGAGUCUUGCAGACCAUCUGAAGGAAUAUGUGGAUUUGAUAGCAGCAAAGUACAAGUUCUGGAACCGAACUGCUGGAGCCGAUCACUUUCUUGUUGCUUGCCAUGAUUGGGGCAACAAACUUACAAAGAAGCACAUGAGUAACAGUGUCCGAGCACUUUGCAACUCAAAUGUUGCACAAGGCUUCAGAAUCGGGAUCGACACAGCUCUACCGGUCACGUAUAUACGCUCUGCCGAGUCGCCUAUUGAGUACCGAGGAGGCAAAACUCCAUCAGAGAGGAAGAUUCUUGCAUUCUUUGCUGGAAGCAUGCAUGGAUAUCUCCGACCGAUCCUCGUGCAGCUCUGGGAGAACAAAUCACCCGACAUGAAGAUCCUCGGCCCAAUGCCUCGUGACCCUCAAGGCAAGAAACAGUACCGUGAAUACAUGAAGAGCAGCAGGUACUGUAUAUGUGCAAGGGGUUAUGAAGUGCAUACUCCAAGGGUUGUGGAAGCUAUAGUCAACGAAUGUGUUCCGGUUAUCAUUGCUGACAACUACGUGCCUCCCUUUUUCGAGGUUCUGAAUUGGGAGGAAUUCGCGGUGUUUGUAGAGGAGAAAGACAUACAGAAUUUGAGGAACAUUCUGGUGUCUAUACCUGAAGAGAGAUAUAUUGACAUGCAAGCUAGGGUAAAGACGGUUCAGCAACAUUUCCUGUGGCACAAGAAACCUGUCAAGUUUGAUCUCUUUCAUAUGAUUUUGCAUUCUGUUUGGCACAGCCGAAUUAACAGAAUUAAAACCAAGUCAAGGCAUUGACUAGAAUGUAUGUAUGCAUGUAAGAUAUCUUGUAAGGGCUUGUUACAACGUUUCUUUUGUAACGUU
This is a messenger RNA of Brassica oleracea var. oleracea, 2054 nucleotides long. RefSeq names its product probable glycosyltransferase At5g03795. The coding region runs from base 348 to 1988 and encodes 546 amino acids. The record is from RefSeq and is a predicted model, not a curated record. Gene Ontology annotation, molecular function: glycosyltransferase activity. Lineage: Eukaryota; Viridiplantae; Streptophyta; Magnoliopsida; Brassicales; Brassicaceae. The transcript has 4 exons.